UUAAUUUUUUUAGCUUCUUUUUUUUAACGAAAAGAAAUUAGUAUUAAUAAAUAAUUUAAAUUAACAUUAUUAUAGAUUCUAUUUUUCGCCUAUAAAACGUUUAUUUAUGUAAAUUGUGAUGCUAAAUGUGUACAUAACAAAUUCUAAAUUAUUAAUUACUUCUGUAUUCUAAAAUUGAUUUUUGAAAAUAAGCAGUAAAAAUAUUUAGUUUAUGGAGACCGAGCUUGUUCAGAAUAUGUAAGUAUCCAAAAUAUGGGGGUUCUAAUGUGUAUGUUUAGCAUGUGUAACAUUAACCUCUUUGACAUGAGGGCGCGCGUCACGCGGUUGACCAGUCGACUGCUUAUGCUUACCUCAGUUUACCUUAAAAUCCGAAGGAUGGCCACCAAAUCGAAAUUGAGAAUACUAGCGCUUCACGGAUAUAUGCAAUCAGAUGUGAUUUUCAGCGCUAAAUUAGGUUCGUUGAGAAAAGGAUUUAAAAAAGAAAUGGAUUUCACAUUUGUAAGGGCGCCACACAAGAUCCCACCCCAGACUGGGACCGGUCGACGAGAGGAUACGGAUGAAAAUGGAUAUGGAUGGUGGUUUAACACAGAGGAUCAUGUGUUUAAAGCCACAGUACCUAGUGACUUGUGUGUGGGAUUCGAUGAUAGUGUAGCCAUGAUCGAGAAGGUCUUCCUAGAGCAGGGUCCUUUCAAUGGCAUACUGGGUUUUUCACAGGGAGCUGCUUUCGUCUUUAUAUUAUGUGCUAUGAAGGAAAGGAAAAUGGUUCAAAUAGAAUUUGAUUUUGCUAUCAUGAUAUCUGGAUUCAAGUCAUUGUGUGCACCUCAUGCAAAGUAUUAUGAUGAAGAGAUUAAUAUACCUUCUUUGCAUAUUUAUGGAGAGAAUGAUCAAGUUAUUCCGACAGUAAUGGCAGAGCAGAUCAGUUGUCUCUUCUCAAAUAAGAAAGAGUUACAGCAUGAAGGUGGUCACUAUGUACCGAGUAAAAAAGACAUUUAUAGGGAUUUUGUAAUGGAAAUGCUUAGCAAAUAUAAUAACUUAAGUAGCUAACAAUGGCUACAUUCAGCAGACUUAACAGUUGAGCAACAUUACUAGAUUUUCCAUUGAAUAAUGCUGUUGAUUUGUUUGUUCUAUAAGUCAGAACCAAUGUUUGAUUGCUACUUAGCUGCUGAGUCUGCUGAAUGCGCCCAAUGAUCUCGUUUUAUUACUGAACUUUAUUCCACUUAUCUAGUGUGCAUGCAAUUCUAUUGAAAACAAUUUAAUGUGUACACGAAUAAUAAUAUAAACAGUUGUUGAAGAAUUUUUUUAAAUAUUAAAUAAUGUAACACGUGAUCAUGUACAAUAUAUUUUUUAUUCGCUAUCACAUAGCAUGACAUUACUUGUGUGUUGGUUGUUACAAGUCUUAAUAUAACGUACAGUUAAUGGUGUUUGCCAUUAGUUAUAAAACUGUUAUAAGUUAGACAAUAAUUAAUAGGAUACAAUAUUAUAGAACUAAAGAUCAUUAAUUAGAGCAUUAUAUUUUACAUUUUCGAUUGCGUAUUGUGUAUCAGCUCAUCUGAUCAGAUCCGAUCUGCUUUGUAUGCCAAUACGUGACUAUCAAACUUGCGAUUUAGAUAUCAACAUUAGAGACAUAAUUUUAAAUUAGAAAA
Messenger RNA from Monomorium pharaonis (pharaoh ant), 1643 nucleotides. RefSeq names its product esterase OVCA2. Lineage: Eukaryota; Metazoa; Arthropoda; Insecta; Hymenoptera; Formicidae. The transcript is spliced from 5 exons. Gene Ontology annotation, biological process: response to retinoic acid. The record is from RefSeq and is a predicted model, not a curated record. Gene Ontology annotation, cellular component: cytoplasm; nucleus. Bases 253 to 1044 code for a protein of 263 amino acids.